GCAACAUGAGUCUUUAACUCGCACAUCGGCCAGACCAGUGACUAACUUGUAUCCCCAUUAUCAAGUAGACUCAUCACCACAGCUUCUAUCCACAGUUCAAGUCACAUCUCAUCCGACAUCGCCUCCCACUUCGGACCCGAAGCCCGAAGUCAUGAUGCCGCAGCGGGCCGCAUAUCUCCAUGUCUACCUAUGCGGGGUAGCUUCAAAGAUGGUCUAGCUUCCAACCUCUCACUCAGCCUAGAUGAACCUUUAGUCCUUUACAGACCCAGUGACAGUUUAUCUUACAGACCAAUGCUGGAAGAAGCGCCGAGGCAUCCGCUGGGUAAAACCAUUGAAGCAUUUAAUACUGUGUAGAUAGAAAUGGGCUGGCUUGGUUUGGUUUCCCCGCUCGUUGCUGAGCAUGCCAUCCUCAGCUGAUCUAUAUAACCACUCCUCUACCCCAACAUCUUUCUGUAUCUGUGUUUAUGUCUAAGUGAUUCAAAAUGGCUGCAGCUGGUCAUAUCCGUCUUGGAACCGCCUCCCCAGGCACCCAAUCCUCCACCGCCUCCACAAUCGCCCUCAUCGACACCCUCGCCCAGCGCGCAUCCUCAUCACACAUCGACAUCCUCCUGCUCCCCGAGGCCUUCAUCGGUGGGUAUCCCCGCGGCAGCUCCUUCGGCUGCGAGAUUGGUAAUCGCAGUGCAGAAGGGCGCGAUGAAUUCGCUCGCUACUUCGAUUCUGCUAUUGAUCUUGGAGACACCGUUGGGCCUGGCGGUGGUGGUGCGGGGAUCAAGUGGGUGAAGAGACAGCUUGGUGAGGAGGAUGAAGUCCGUGGUGAUGGCUCGCGCGAGGAGUUGGAGCGCAUUGCGAGGGAUACGGGUGUUUUUAUCGUGGUGGGGUGUAUUGAGAAGGCGGGUGGGAGCUUGUAUUGCUCUGUUGUUUAUGUCUGUCCCAAGCAGGGUAUGCUUGGAAAGCGUCGCAAAGUCCUCCCUACUGGCUCUGAGCGCCUCAUCUGGGCUCAAGGCUCACCCAGCACCCUCCGCGCCGUGACAACCACCAUCCGCGGCAUACGCAUCAAUCUCGCCGCUGCAAUCUGCUGGGAAAACUACAUGCCGCUCCUUCGCCAAUCGCUCUACGCUCAGAACAUCAAUCUCUACCUUGCGCCUACAGCUGACAACCGCGAUGCAUGGCUUGGCCUCAUGCGAACAGUUGGUGUCGAGGGACGCUGCUUCGUCGUCAGCAGCAACAUGUGCGUUCCCAAGAGCACUUCCUCUGAGACAAACGGUGUGAGACAGCGUCGUGGAUCGUGCAUAACAGAGGAAGGAUUUGAGAUUGCGCUGCCCAAGUCGCCGAGUCGAAGAAGACGUAAGUCUGUGUUUGACGAGGAUGGGAAUGAGAUUGUUCUUGGUUGUGAUGACGACGGUACGAAUAUGCAACCUCCUCCCGCACAGAGCGCUGUAUCUUCUGCAAAAGCAGAGUUUCUAUCUCGUGGUGGUUCAUCGAUUGUCUCGCCGUUUGGAGACGUCAUUGCUGGACCGCAGUGGGAGGAUCCAGAUGGGUUGAUCUUUGCGGAUGUUGAUUUCCGUGAUUGUAUCAGGGGCCGUCUUGAUCUUGACGCUGCGGGGAGUUAUUCGCGAAACGAUGCGUUCAAGUUUAGCGUUGAGGGAUUGAACUUGGAUCCUCUUCCUUAUUGAGGGGACAGAAUGUAUGGAUAUAGUGUAUCAGAUUGUAAUGCUAACGCCUGCUUAUGCUAUGCAAUGUUGUGCUGUGCCUUCUAUGGGUAUUCCUACGCCUCGCUGUUUGAAUGUCAUUAAGUUACUUGG
This is a messenger RNA of Fusarium verticillioides 7600, 1802 nucleotides long. RefSeq names its product nitrilase. The record is from RefSeq and is a predicted model, not a curated record. Gene Ontology annotation, molecular function: catalytic activity. Lineage: Eukaryota; Fungi; Ascomycota; Sordariomycetes; Hypocreales; Nectriaceae. The transcript is spliced from 2 exons. Bases 483 to 1673 code for a protein of 396 amino acids.